Molecule: messenger RNA, 507 nt
Organism: Trichoderma gamsii
Lineage: Eukaryota; Fungi; Ascomycota; Sordariomycetes; Hypocreales; Hypocreaceae
Exons: 3
Coding region: 1-507 (168 amino acids)
Source: RefSeq, a predicted model, not a curated record
AUGCCUCUGUAUCAAGUUGAACAUUCUGACCCCUUGACAAGGGCAGAAAUGGACGAGCUGGCAGUAAAAAUAACAGACAUUCACAAAACUGCAUACGGCACCCCUACGCCUUUUAUAAGCGUAGUCUUUGAAGACAUCUCAAAGACAAACUUUUACGAAGGAGGUGUACAAAAACCGGGCUACAAUCGUAUAUUUGCCAUUGUGCGAAUAGGCGGAUCCCGGACCGCGCAAGACUUCAACGAGCUUUGUGUCAAGUUGUCCCAGGCUUGGCGCGAGGUUGUCUCCGAGAAUGAUGCGUCGACUGGAAGUGUAGAACGGAAAUUAGCCGGUGCAUUUGUACUGAGGAGCAUCAAUGCGCUGUGGGAGCACGGCUUUGUUCUACCCGAGCCUGGUGAAGAUGGAGAAUGGUUCAAACAGAACAAGACGGAGUUUCAGAAAAGGGCCAAGGCUGGAGACGGGACAAUGAUGCGGCUAUUGAAGGAACUGGGGGUAUCUUAUGAAGCGUAA